Laccaria bicolor S238N-H82 is the source of this 273-nucleotide messenger RNA. RefSeq lists its product as uncharacterized. The record is from RefSeq and is a predicted model, not a curated record. Lineage: Eukaryota; Fungi; Basidiomycota; Agaricomycetes; Agaricales; Hydnangiaceae. The transcript has a single exon. The coding region runs from base 1 to 273 and encodes 90 amino acids.
AUGUUAUUUUUAGGCAGUGGAAAGAUUGAGGAGAAGGACCUCCCUCAUUGGAUCAAGAUGACAAGCCUCAUUCUGGAUGAGUUUAAGAAGGAGCGGAAUAGCUUUGCACAAGACAUGAGGAAGGUGGAAGGGCAUAUUUCAUACAUGACGGAUUUAUGGAGUGACCCAAAUCUUGAUUCCUUUAUGGCGAUUAUGGUGCACUACAUGUUCCGCAGAAAGACUGGACAACUUGAAUAUCAGUGUGGAUUGAUAGAUAGCAUUCCAGCACAUUGA